Marmota monax (woodchuck) is the source of this 4631-nucleotide messenger RNA. It is a transcript of the gene Fam3b, whose product is annotated as FAM3 metabolism regulating signaling molecule B. NCBI's taxonomy places the organism in Eukaryota, Metazoa, Chordata, Mammalia, Rodentia, Sciuridae. The record is from RefSeq and is a predicted model, not a curated record. The transcript has 8 exons. Bases 25 to 774 code for a protein of 249 amino acids.
CGGAGGCGCGGAGGCCGGGAGCGCAUGGCGGGGACCCGCCGGCGCCAGCUUCCCCCCUCGCGCAGAGCCGGGAGGCGCGGACGAGGUGCUCUCAAGGCUGCCUUCUUGGUCCUUGCCUCCAUGUGCGCCUGGUACUCCGGGUACCUGCUGGCAGAGCUCAUCCCAGAUGCACAUCUGUCCAGUGCCGCCUAUAACAUUCGCAGCCUUGGUGAGAGGCCUGUCCUCAAAGCCCCUGCCCCCAGAAGGCAGAAAUGUGACCACUGGACCGCGUGCCCCACCAACAGCUAUGCCUACCGGUUGCUCAGCGGCGGGGGUCGCGACAAGUACGCCAAGAUCUGCUUUGAGGAUGAGCUGCUCAUCGGAGAAAAGACGGGGAGUGUGGCAAGAGGGAUCAACAUUGCCAUCGUGGACUAUAUAACUGGGAAGCCGAUAGCCACACAGUAUUUUGAUAUGUAUGAAGGUGAUAACUCUGGACCAAUGAUGAAGUUCAUUCAGAGCGCUCCUUUGAGAUCCCUGCUGUUCAUGGUGACCCACGAUGACGGAAGUACCAGACUGAAGGCGGGCGCCAAGGAUGCCAUCGAAGCACUCGGAAGCAAAGAAAUCAGGAACAUGAAAUUCAGGUCAAGCUGGGUAUUUCUCGCAGCCAAAGGCUUUGAACUCCCUUCAGGAAUUCAGAGAGAAAAGAUCAACCACUCCGAUAAUUCGAGGAACAGGUAUGCUGGCUGGCCGGCAGAGAUACAGAUAGAAGGCUGCAUACCAAAGGACCUGCGGUAGCGUGACAUGUUCCCCGGGAAUGGCUUUGUGCGGUGGAGGCAGCUGGGCUGGCCCGAGAAUCUUAUCUCUUUAAGUCUGACAGUCAAUCCCUGAAGAAUAUUUUGCUAGUUGAUAAAAUCUUGGCACACGAUGUUUUUACACUGGUGCUUGUGUCCUGAGGCUAGCGAUGAACAGGAAGCCGAAUGCGUGGGAAUUCACGGGGGACCCCAGAUGUAACAUGGAGAGUGUGGGGAGCACCCUGCACAUCUGGUCUGGAGCAGCAGCCCACUCUCCUAGUGCAGCCCAUGUGGUCCCCCUAGUCCUGCGGAGAGUCUCUAUCCUGCGGUCUCCGAGCAUGCCCUGGCUCCCAAGUCAUCUCCUGGGAGAAUGAGCUAUGGUCAGGAGGGUGCAGCCGACAUCCUUGGUCACUUCAAGUGGCAUUCUUGGGUCUGCCUGUGGGCUGUGGAUUUUUUCAUUUAUUCACUCAUUCACCUGGGUGCUGCCUGCCCCUGGCACUUGGGAGCCCAAGUCUUUGUAGAGGCCUCAGCAAAUCAAGGAUGGGAUGGUGGCCCAGGCCCAGUUAUGGGCCGAAUGGGUCCCCCUAAAUUCAUUUGUUGAUGUUCUGAUGCCCAGUAAAUACCUCAGAAUGUGACCUUAUUUGGAAAUGGAAUUUUUGUAGCUGUAGUCAAGAUGAGGUCAUCCUGGAGCCGGGUGGCCCCUCUUCCAUAUGACUGCUGCCCUUACAACAAAGGGCAGACCUGGACACAGAUGGACACAGGAAGGAGGCCUUGGGAUGAUGAAGGCAGAGACCUGGAGAAGCCUCUUCAAGCCGGGAAACGCGAAAGGUUUCAGCAACACCAGGAGCUGCGAAGGUGUGGGACGGAAAGCAGCUCACCCCCCGCUCUGUGUGCUCUUCAACACAGCCAGAGAGCCGCCCUCCCUGGAGUCCCCAGGCCAAGAGCAGUCCUCUGGCUCUGCACCAGCCGUGGCCUCUGAGCAUCCUGGGCCCUGGGCGGACUCUGUGGAGGCAGGGCCGUCACUAGUGCCCUGUCUCCAGGGAUGUCCAGGAAGUCAGCGCCGUGUGAUCGCUGGGAAGCUGCUGAGAUCGCUGCGACUUGUGGAGAAGGUGAACAAUGGAGACAUUGGAGGGCUAAGUGGCUGCCAGGGCAGGGAGGGCUGGACGGGCAGCGUGUGGGGGAUUCAGGGGCUGACACCACGUGCAUUGGACUAUAGGUGGCUCCAGGUCAUCACCCAAAGCCUCAGAAUGGACAGCACCAAGAGUGAACCCUAAUGCUGAGGCAGACGCUGGGUGACAAUGACGUGUCAGCCCAGGCCAUCAACUGUCACAGAGUGCCCUCUGGGGUUGGUGGUGGGCCACUGUGUGUGAGUAUUCAGGACAAAUUCAGCAAUCUGUACCUCCUGCUCCAUGCUGUGUGAACCUAAAACUGCUCUUAGCAAUAGUGUAUUACAAAAAAGCGUCCACACAGGAGGACAGCCAGGUGGGCAGAAGCUGAGCCUCCUGGUCGCUUUGCACUUGAGCCUGAACCUAUCACCAGCUCCCCAAGGGGGAAGGGUGGGCCCGCUGGGCUUUCCUCAGGAAGUGGGGGGUGGGCUGGGUCCCCUAGGUGCUGACCCUUCCACAGAGAGGACCAGCUCUCUAGAGCAAAAGGCCUGGGAUUCCUGAUUUCUCGGCAUUUUGGCCUUUGCACCCCUGGGGCUGCUGGCCACAAUCUGCAGCCACAUGGAGCUUGCUCUGGAUUGAGAAGAGGACCCUCCCUUCAGCUGCCCUUGUCUCUCUCAGCCCUGGAGGCAGGGGCACUGCCAGCCCUGUCCUGCCAACCCCGUAGAUGGACACCAUGUUUGAGGGCAGCAUCCGAUGCUCACCCAGGCACCCUCGCUGGGCCUGGGGCUCGCUGUGGGCCCUGCUGGUUACCCUCAUGCUGUCCUGUGUCAGGGUCACAAGGACUCAGCCCGCUGCAGCAGGCGAGGCUCAGGGAGGCUGAGAUCAGUGUGCCUGGUCUCACAGACGACAGGGAGGAGUGGACUCCACUCCCAAGGGCACAGAGCCCCUGGGCUCUGUGGGGCAGGGCAGCUUAUGGUUACUCUGUUUCAUUAGUCCAGGGAAAUGUUUUGUGAUCUCUGUUUCCACCAUUGAGAAGGCGAAUGCAGGAUGAGAGGCCUGGGGGAGGGGAUGCAUCUGCCUUUGGAAGGCUCCAGAUGUUUCCUAGUGGCUACAGACAGCUGCAUGUGGCUCCAAGCAGUUCCAGUGGCUCCAGACAACUCUAGAUAGCUCCAGACAGCUUUUAGAUGGCUCCAGGUAGCGGUGGGCUGUCAACACACAGGGGCUGUGACCCUCCCAGGGAGACCAGCAGGCAAGGUAUGAGCAAGCAUUUGUUAAGCUGCAUGCUUGACCCUGACCUGAUGCUGAACCAAGAGCUCCUGCCCAGAGGCUAUGACCAUGUCCCUUCUCUGGGUUUCCAGCUCCUAACUAGGGGAAGGGUGACAGUGGUAUGGUAUGGACACUCAAGACUUUGAGAUCACAAACCUGAGAGACUGUCCCAGACCUUGUCCCUGUCAGCCUAUGCAGUCCAACCCAGCAACCACGCACAGCUAUGCAAAUUAAUUUCAAUUACAUGGAAUCCCAACCCACAGUAGCCACACUGCACUGCUCAGCACCUGUGUGGAGCAGACCAGAAAGGUCCAGCCCAACACACAGUCACUGCAGCCAUUUCCAUGGGACCUCCAGCUGGCAGUCACUGGGUCUCCUCCAGGUGCAGCCCCUCCCCUGCCUCCCCUGAGACUCCUUAGCGAUGGCGACUCCGGCCCACCCUGACCUGAGGGAUCAGACUUGCCAGGUUGAGACAGAGCUCCAGUUGAAUUGUGAGAGCACGAGGACAAUUCAGCUGUGUUUCUGUGGCCAGACACUUGGCUUCAUGCCUCUCACGGGUCGCUGGUGAUGGGACUGAGAUGGUUCAUCACAGCAAAGCAAAGCCUAGCAAGAAAAGGGAUGGCUGGCCUGGUCCCUGACCUGUUCUGAACGUGCUCAGGUGGGAGGCGGGUCCUGCAGGGAGAGCCCUUGGCAUCUGAAGUGCAGCAGAUGUGCCAUCCACAUUGUCCCCUGAGCAGCAUGGCAUGUGCCUGGUAAACCUGGCUGGUGCCAGGAGGCGGGAACCAUAAAGAUAAGUGCCUAGUGCUUUGGCGGUGGUGGUGGCCACCAGCCAGCCCUGCAUGCAACCGGCAGUUUCUAGAGGGAAACGGCUGCAUCAGGGCACAGGGUGGCUCCACUCUUCUCUUGGCCACCUAGGCCACUGGAUUUGGGGGAUAGCUUUGCUUACUAUCAUGCAGAACCUGGGGCUGGGUGGGGAAGCAUAGUGCUGAAAGCUGUCUCUGAGGCUUCGGAUGCCGCUUCUGCAGUAUUCUUGGCACAGUGACAUGGCCUCGGUGAUGGGCGGGACACUGGCUCCAACUCCUGUAUGUAAAUACUCCCACCACACCCGGUUCUCAGCCAGCAGGAGCCAGCUCCAGCAUGCAGGCUGGGUGCUGAGUCCACUUUGUAACUGGCACUGAGCAGAAAGGAGACGUGGGUUCGUGCUACAUGUUCUAAAAACGGUUCUUUCCCAUUGCAUUGGAAUUCUGUCCACAGCCAUCUGCCACAGAGGAGGGAUGCAAGCCUCUCACUCCCUGCCCUCCAUCCACACCCUCUCCUCCUCCCCAGCAGCACUCAGGGCUUCCUAUCUUAGGAUUUCUUUUUAAGGAAAUUCUGUGCAUAUUCUCUGGAUGCUCACCCUAGGAAAGAAGCCCCUCUCCAAGGACUAGUGUCUGUUAGAUUCACAAGCACAUCCCAGGGACCCAGUGCUCAAUAAAUAUUUGUGAAUGAG